UCGAUCCGCCACGCCAUCCCCGUCGAAAGGCGAGUUUAGGGUUUCAGAAAUGUCUCUAGCGUAUCGAUGUAUCACUUUGACUAGACUGGAUGAGAUGAACAGGGCGCUCACAGACUUUAAAGACUGCCGUGUCUCAGGAGGAAAAGUUCUUGUUCAUGUUUUUGUGUUUGGGACUUUUUUUCCACGGGGCACUAUUUUAUGAUAAAACAGCAACACUCGUUUACGUUGUAGUUUUAAUAAUAAAGAUAUUUUUGAGAACGCGACAAAAAAAAAUAUGUAUUGUGAUUUUGACAUUAGUUCUACAAAAAAUAAUAUAAUUUUAUUGAAAUAAAGGUAAACCUAGAAUAAAACAAGAGGAAUUAGAGUAAGGUAGAAUAAAGCAGGACUUGUUAGAUCAGUGUGUGUGAUGGUUACACAAACAGACUGUGGCCUCUGGAUAACGGGAAAGUCCCCAGGUUCAUGACGUAACGGCCGGGAGAACGCUGCAAACCGCGCAUUGAUCCCGUCUCGUGUGAUCAGGUCCGGGCAUUAGGAGUUGGAGAAGUAGCGGAUUUAAAAACUUUCUGUCCGCAAGUCUUUUCGUCGAUAUAGCACUUCAUGAAGAGUCUCUGACUUCCAAAAGGGGAAAAUGGCUUUUUAAACCGCGACCGUCUUCAUCCUCACCGUAAAGCUUCGUGUGCUUUGCUUCUGCAACGCACUUCACAAGACUAUUCAGAAACUAUGGGGUCUUCCACUACUCUUUCAUCAACCCAGUGCACGGUUUGUGCUUUUGAACAAUUCGAUCGAAGCAGACGACACAAUGGCGGCAUUGAUCCUUCGCAGGAAAAUUCCUCCCAUUUCCACAGGCGAGCUCGGUGCUCCCCUUCUCCAACAGGCUAGCCACAGCCAAUCACGGCCCAGGACGGGGGCGGAGCCUGUGGAGAGGCAGCACUUAAUUGGUGAUGGUCACUCAGAUUGGAUGACGGAAAAAGUUGAUUUGUCUUCAUUUGUGUCGACGACCGAGUCUUCUCCAAGCUCUUCCCUUCCACCCUCGCCAUUAGAACAAGAUGUCAAGGUGCCCUCAGAUCUGGAGGUCAUGACCUCUCUACUGCAGGAGGAGCUGGCUCAGCUGGAGGACUACUUCCGCUCCGAGUCCACAUCCACGACAAGCAAGUUGGAGAAAUCCUCAAAAUGUGACAAGGGUGCUCAAGCCAUGGGCUCCCAGUCUUAUUAUCAGUUACCCUAUGGGUCGUAUGGGUCCAGCCAAUCAGAAACCAGCCCUGUGGUUGUUACCUUGGCAACAGGGGAAUUGGACCUGGCCAGCUUCUGUGGCGGUCCCAUUGGCAGAACCAAAAUCGCUCGACCUGCUCCGUACAACUACCAUCACCGCUACCACCACAACAAUGGGCGAAGAAUAAUCAGUGAGGCUGUGAAAGUCGGGGAGGAAGUUGGACUUGAUUCAUGGGGCUCCAGGGGAAGUUACUCAGGAAGCACAGAGUUGUCUGUGAACCACUACUCCACACUGAAGACAGUGAGCAAGAACAGCCUCGGCAGUGUCAAGAAGGUGAGAGAAUGUGCUUUAUCGUUGAAGGAAGAGGAGAGUUAUUGUUUUUCAGAAGGAAUGUUUUGCAGCGAAGAGAUUGCUCGAGGUUUUUGUCUGGGUGGCUCAUACGAGAGCCACCACAAGCGAGAGGGACAGUUGAUGCACAAUGUGAAGGUCAAUGUAAGUUACGACAGCACGGGGCUUGAUGUUUUGCACUGCAGCAAAGAUGGAGGACUUUCUGGAAGUAUUCCCCAAGAGACAAUGGUCGCCAGUGACGGCUACUUCCACCAGUCCAUGGCCAGCACAGAGCCUUACCAUAGCUUUAUAGGUGACCUAGAUCAGCCGUCACAAGCACAGGCUGUAGAGCCCCAACAUGGCCACUACCUCUAUCCAGAAUGCCUUGCAGACCAAAGCUAUGAAUGUCUGUCCAGAGGGGAGGGCGAGGGGCCACUGAUGGGUGCCCCCAUCCACCGCCCCACCCAGAGGCUAAAGGAUGAGCACUGCUCCAUCAAACCAUCUCUGGUGAUGGGCACCGCUUCUCUGGAUGCCAGCAGUGGAGAGAGGAAACAGAAGAAGAGAGAUCAGAACAAAACUGCUGCGCACAGGUACAGACUGCGUAAGAGGGCGGAGCUGGACUCUCUGGAGGAGGAGCUGCAUGGCCUCGAGGGGCAGAACCGGGAACUUCGUGACAAGGCGGAGUCAGUGGAACGAGAAAUCCAGUACGUGAAAGAUUUACUGAUCGAGGUCUACAAGGCUCGCAGUCAGCGGCUUAAACAGGAUGGCAGUGCCUAAAACGCCCACGCUGACCUCACCUCCAAAUCUCCCAACCAGCAGCAAGAGAAAAAUCAAGUCAAGAUCACCAACUGGUUUUUGUCUGACAAAAAUGAAAUGGUAGUUGCAUGAUUUUCGUAGUUCUUUUCUAAAAAAAAAUAUAAUUGUUCCAAGAGGAUGGCGAAACAAAAACACACCUUUCCUAAGAAAAAAAAAGAAAAGGAGAAGUUUCCAAAUGGGUGACUAAACUAUUAAAAGCCUUAGUGAGGUGGCUUCUAGAGGAGAUGCUGAACUUGUCCGUGACCACUGUGAUCCGAACUGCACUCACAGCCUUGUGAUGACUGAGUUUGCGCUUGCAACGACUGAUCGUUUACAAAAUGCUCUUUGAAUUAGUAGUAGUGAUUGAAUUUGCUUGUGGUUUUUGUGACACAUCGGCGGCAUCAAGGCAGAUCCAUACUAAAUAUAUAUUUUAUUUUAUAUUUUAUUUUUACUUAAUAAUGUUCAUUUAUCAUUUGCUUAAACAAUUAAGUGAAUAAAGGGAUUGCUGGAAAAAGUGUGUAACAUGCUCUACAAAUAUUCUUUAUCGGAAACGUUUCGAAUUUGUAUUGCUAAAAUGUUGAGUAUUUACACUUCUUUACCCCACUGAAAUACCCAAUGCAUGUUUGAUUUUGGAAAAGCAUGUGCGAGUGUUAUUUGAAGGCAAUAUUCUGUUAACUGCAUGGCUUCAAGAUCUCCACCACGUCAGUUUAACUGAGUUGACUUUACUCUUCUCAUCAGCUGGCGACUUUUCUCCCGAGUUUAUUUCCCUGCCAGUGUGAUUCAUGCUCAGGUUUUGGUUUUCAGCUCUGAGAAACGCAGAAACAUUCACUGGCUUUUUUCCUUUCUCUUCUCUCUAGGCUGUAUUUUGCGAACAAACAAUCACCUGUUGAUGCAACAAUAAAUUGUUGUUGGGUAAUCGUACAACUUCAUGGGAAUUUUGUUUUCAAUUGAUCAAUUUGAUGUAUCUGAAAUUCAGGUUCUUUUAAUAGUCAAUGUCAAUGUCAGGAAAUUAUACAUCAGGUAAAUUGCAGCCAAAUAAAAAUAAGUUACGUAGUAUCACUCAUCACUGCCUUUGGACUGUUUUUCCAUGCAUUCAUUCAUUCUGUUGUCAUUAAAAUGCCUUGCUACACCUGUCCAAAGUGCAUGAAUUGCACCCAGAACAGCACACACACUGAAUAAGAAGAGAUAUAGAGGUGUAGAACAAGCCCACUCUGCCCCUCCCAUCUUUUCUCUGCCCAGCCCCAUAACUGCUGGUUCCAGCCCUCGUUUUUGGCUGCAAUGCAGUUAAGAGUCCCAAGUUAUUUCCCAGGCUUCACCGCUGGACGGCAGCACAUCAAGACAAGCUUUGAAUGACACCUGACUAUUCUGCAACAAAACAACCUGCUUUCUUUAGAUUUAAGAGCUGGGGGUGAGUCAGCUUGUCCAAACAGCCACACGGUGAGAGAGAUAUGUUUGGAGAAAUAUUAAUAGGCACCCCUUAUGUUAUUUUUUCAAAUAUUUCAGAGCUUUGUUCCUGCACUAUGAUGGAUCUGCAGGGCUGAGUUGAGUGAUAUCAAGCUCCAGCAGUCAACAGACAACCUAAAUUGCCUAUCUCAUCUCCCAGCUCAUGGAGGGUGUGUGAAAGCAUGUACUGUGUGUGUGUGUGUGUGUGUGUGUGUGAGAGAGAGAGAGUGUGAAAUCUCUUGGUAUCUCUCCUAGCAGUCGUAGGCCUUUCAAGUGCAUGAGGCAAUAUCACACAAUACUUGCACAAGGAGGAGAGAGAUACAAGUGAACUAUCAGAAUAAAAAAGUACUGGGUUGACAGAGAAUGCCAUUAAAUCUGUUGAUUCAGUUUUCUUUCUGGUUGUUGAUUGUUUGAUACCGAUAAAAUGUCAAAACGGAUUGUACUGCUGAUAUGAAAUGUAUAAUCUGUUUUUGCAGUGUGUUAAAUAAAAUUCUUCACUACAUUAACCCAUUAA
Messenger RNA from Xiphias gladius (swordfish), 4289 nucleotides. It is a transcript of the gene atf5b, whose product is annotated as activating transcription factor 5b. Gene Ontology annotation, biological process: regulation of transcription by RNA polymerase II. NCBI's taxonomy places the organism in Eukaryota, Metazoa, Chordata, Actinopteri, Istiophoriformes, Xiphiidae. The coding region runs from base 800 to 2314 and encodes 504 amino acids. Gene Ontology annotation, cellular component: nucleus. The transcript has 4 exons. Gene Ontology annotation, molecular function: RNA polymerase II transcription regulatory region sequence-specific DNA binding; DNA-binding transcription activator activity, RNA polymerase II-specific. The record is from RefSeq and is a predicted model, not a curated record.